Molecule: messenger RNA, 744 nt
Organism: Pedinophyceae sp. YPF-701
Lineage: Eukaryota; Viridiplantae; Chlorophyta; Pedinophyceae
Source: the annotation of a GenBank genome assembly
AUGAACGCCCACACGGCCCGCCGGCCGUCCGGCCGCGUGUGCGGGUUCUGGGAGAAGCUGCAGCGGGAGUUGGAUUUCAACAACUGGGCGCCCAGGAGCAGCCGGCAAUGGCGCUUGCGUCAGCUGCCCUCUGAGGCCGAGUCCGCGGCGCGCCAGGACGACGCGAACGAGAUGUACAGCGAGCUGAAGAAGCGGGAGGACGAGGUGCGCGCGUCGGGCGAGUGGGACGAGGCCCUGAGCAGCGCGAACGCGGCCGCGGAGGAGCCCCAGGUGGCCAGGUCAUUCGAGGACGCGGACGACAGCCUCAUCUCCAGCUCGCUCAACGAGGCGAUCGCCGCGACCACGGGCGCGAGCCUGGACGACGCGGAGAUGCAGACGGACCCGCUGUCGGCGGAGGAGCUCGUGUCGCUGGUCAAGGCCAAGUACGGCCGGACGUACGACCUCUCGUUCGCGCGGCGCGACGCGCCGUGGGGCAAGACGUACGUCGUUCUCAACGUCAUGUGGGUCCACCUCGAGCAGCGCUCCUUCCCGAUGUCGGAGAAGCGGUUCAUGGAGAAGAUGGACAGCAUCGCGACGCUCCUGAACGCGCUCGAGCAGCAGGGGCACGUGCGCGCGGUGCUGCAGGAGGAGGCCAAGCCGCGGUCCGGCAUGCCCGCGCGGCCAGUGGUCGGGACCGCCGUGUCGAUCUACCUGGACCUCCCCGACCAGCAGGUGGCGGAGUUCUUCGGGCAGGGCGCGCAGUGA